This is a messenger RNA of Mycena citricolor, 899 nucleotides long. The record is from the annotation of a GenBank genome assembly. Lineage: Eukaryota; Fungi; Basidiomycota; Agaricomycetes; Agaricales; Mycenaceae.
GGCUUGCAAGCCUGAUGGCAUCAGCUGCCAGCCAAAUCCACGCCCAUCAGUAAAAAAGCCGUUUUGCGCAGGCGCAAGCCGUUUCGUCAUGCCCGAAACGUCGGUCUCGAAGAUCCAGAAGUACCCGUUGCUCUUGCUCAUCCCGGAGACGCUCAGCGUCCGGGUCGCCUUCGCAGCGGCCGCCUUGGCGUCGGAGAUGGCGUUCUUGAUCACCGCCACCUCGUUUGGCCCGCACUUCUCGUCGUCCGGCGAGCCCGUGAGCGUGGCCAGCGGCGUACCAACGAGGAUGUGGAAGUUGACGCCGGCGCGGGCUGCGAGCUCGACCUCCUCGAAGAACUCGACCGAGUGCGCGGUCACGGGCACGGGCGAGGCGCGCGCGGUCACGAGGAGCGAGAGCAGCACCGCAGAUGUCGGUGCGAUGAGGUGCAUCGUCGUGGUCGGGAAAUGGGGGAGGGAAGAAUAAGAAAGGGAACGAGAGGGAGAGAAGAAGAAGGGAAGAAAGGCUCUGUGCGGUCUAUGCACGAGAGGGACGAAGAGGAAUGGGGAUCCAUAGACCCCCAGAGCUGUGGUACUUGUACCCUGCGCGCCGAGAUACCGCCCACGAUCAGACACCCGAUCGUGCUUUUUUCGGGUUUCACUUGCUGCAGCGCCUUCAGAUGUAAUCCAUCCCAUGAAACACACGUCUCCUGUGAGAAGGCCAUGGCGAUCAGCACACCGAGGAGCCCGCACUGAGUCGAGCAGGAUACUCGAGCGCUUGUCCACUCACUCGAUCGGAACAUCAGAAGGUUGUAGUACCCACACUCCAAGUCAUUUCGAACCCAUCGCCAGAAAAUGCUCCUAAUUAAUUCAACCAGUUCAUAGCCUGAGAAUCGAUAGCCUCGACGGCCUAUAUACCCGUG